GCGUGUGCGCGCAGGGAUGGAGGGUGGAGGCUCCUCGUGCGCUCUGAGCGCACACACGCAGCUCUGCGCCCACCGCGACAGUUAGUGACAUGAAACGUAGUGAGAGGAGGACUACACGGCGCUGGUGAAAACCCACUGAGUGGACGCUGGUCUGCUGACUUGUCACUGAUUGGAUCUCACCAACGUCUGGUGUCUCACAUGCCUUAACACUACAAUGGAGCUCAUCCAGGCCACCCAGGUUUCUUUGCUGCCUCAGGAAGCUUCUACAGCUAUGUGGAGUAACAACUCUGUUCCGCCCUACUCCCAUUUCCUGCUUCUCUCCACUCCCUCUGAACCGAUUCUCAGUUUCAACCCAGCCAAUGGUUCUUUACUCUUUAACACCACUUGCCCAAACUGCACUAAAACUAAACCUAGAUCCCUCCCUGGUCUGGCUGGAAUCUUUAUCCCUCUUAUUUAUGGGAUAGUCUGUAUUGUUGGUUUGGUGGGGAACACUCUGGUUAUCCAUGUUGUCGUCAACUACACUAAGAAUGAGUCAGUCACAAACAUCUACAUCCUCAAUCUAGCCAUUGCAGAUGAGCUUUUUAUGCUAGGUCUGCCCUUCUUGGCAGUGCAGAACGCUUUGCUGUCGUGGCCCUUUGGAUCUCUAAUGUGCCGUGUGGUCAUGACAGUGGACGCUAUCAACCAGUUUACCAGCAUCUUCUGUCUGACUGUGAUGUCAGUGGACCGAUACUUGGCAGUGGUGCACCCCAUCCGGUCCUCUUGGUGGCGGCGCCCCCGUGUGGCCAAGGCUAUCAGUGCCACAGUUUGGGCAGGGUCCUUUGUGGUGGUGCUGCCAGUGGUGGUGUUUGCAGAUGUGCUGAAGGAUGAUGGAAACUGCAGCAUUGUGUGGCCUGAACCAGCAGAAGUGUGGAAGACUUCUUUUAUUGUGUACACAUGCACUGUUGGCUUCUUCUGCCCCCUGCUGGUCAUCUGCCUGUGCUACCUGCUCAUUGUCGUCAAGGUGCGAAGUGUUGGGAAACGGGCGCAGGCCACAUCAUCCAGACGCAGGAAGUCCGAGCGUAAAAUCACCAGGAUGGUGGUGGUUGUUGUGGCCGUGUUUGUCUUCUGCUGGCUACCGUUCUAUGCUCUCAACAUCCUCAACCUCCUCGUGGUCCUGCCUGGAGACUUCAGGGGACUGUACUUUUUUGUUGUCGUGCUUUCAUACGCGAACAGCUGUGCCAACCCCAUACUGUACGGAUUUCUGUCUGACAACUUCAAGAGGGGCUUCAGGAAGGCCCUGUGCCGCACUUCACGCAGGGUGAAAAGCAACGACAGGGCCGGCACUGAGGUGCAGCGACCCACAGAGGAGUGGGGCGGCAUUGUGCUCCAACCACAAAAAAGUGAGGGAGCCACCAGUGUGCACAGGAAAAACUCUGGUGAGGAAGAGGAGGAAAUCAUUGAAACAGAAGGGGCCAUGCAGCUGGGAGAAAUAUGUAAAACGUCACACAAUGCAAACCAAAAUGGAGUAAAAGAGGCCUCGAGGACCCAGGUGGUGCAGAGGGGGAAGUCUGAGCUGGGUACUGGCUCUGACGAGUUCUUGGAUCAAAACUCUGUGCUCGAUAUCAGCUACCUGUAAGAGAAUGUCUGCAGUGGAUGACGCUACCUGCUUCUUAUGAGGAGUGACUACAUCACAAUGUGCAAGUCUUUGAAGUUGAUGCGUGUCAUGUAACAGUCUGCCAAUAUCAAUGCAAGUCACUUUGCAAUCGUUUGAGUGUGUAAAAACAAUUUAACUUUGACACAGCAUAAAAGCAGGCACCAUUUUAACCACGUUGAACUGAACUCAAAGGAAAGCUGACAGAAAGCAAGAACACAUAAAAAAAAAACACUACACCUGGAAAGUGGCUGAAUGCAGUUAUUGUCAGAAACAGUGUUUUUAGUCUCAGUUUGUCACCCUCAGUCUUGAGAAUGAGAAUGUUCUGCUAGCCAUGGUUCCUUAAAAUUGUCAGAAGCCUAGAUUUGACACCAGAAAGGCUAUCAGAGACUUAUGUCCCCAUGUAAAUUUUGGUGAUUAGGGCUUCAACCACUGCACAGGGCUCCAGAUUUCAAACAAGUGCGAAUGUAUGAUGAUAAUGAAAAACUUUUGCUAUGUCUCUUCCUGGCACGGAUAGCUACUGUGUUAGUCAUAGUGGUGGGAAGUAGUACUUUUAUUUUCAGUCCCUUCCUGAUGCAUAAAACAAGCUAUUAAGCUAUUGUUCGUGCCAUAGAUAAAGCGGUGUGUAGCUGCUCACUUAAAAAAAAAAAAAAUCAGGCGUAACCAGCUGACAAAGUUGGUCACACCAGUGGAGGCCUGCUUUAUCAUCAGUGUUGCUUUAAUAUCUUGUACUUAAAUUGCUAAUGCACUGUAUGAACCACGUCCCAGUGGGAGAUAACAUGACUAAUGACUAUUGUGAAAUGAAAAAUGUCAGCUGUGUUUGCUUGUGAAUUUGGAGAACAGAACACAAAGGUAGUUGGUUUUCACAAACACACUUUUAUGCAGCAGCAGCUACAAAUGUCUGAACAUACGCACAUUUCACUCAUUGCUGUAGGUCAAAGUGAUGCUUUCCUCCUUUUAAAGCUCCUGUCUAGACAUUGAAUAAACCCCUAAAAACUCAACUCUAAAAUUACAUAGUAGGAAGUGUCCUUUACAUCAAAAUAAUCUUUUCCUGUCUCCAAACAGUUUAGAUGUAACUUCACUGUUGCUUGAUUUACAAUGUGUAGAUCUAUUAAGUCCCCACUUCUUUCUCCCCCACUGAGCUUGACCACACCAGCUCACACAUAGUUAUGCUCAAACACUGUUACACUAUGACAAGCUGUAAUAUUGAGUAAUCCAGCUGUACAUGUUUGAAUUGGAAAACAAUUCCAAGACUCAUGACACAGAAAGCUCUAAUCCAAGGACUGGUUCUCCUCUGGUUUGUUGUAUGCAAAACCCCAUCUGUCUGAAUCUGUGUUUUUGAGACCGCCAUCAGUACACUGCAGUUUCACAAAGGAAAGUGAUGUCGUUGGCUGCUUAUUUCACUUCUGAUCUGUCUUGUAGUGCACAAAAAAAUGCAGGGUUAACAAGGUUCAAAAGUUGAUUUCCACCAGUGGAAGUCUUUAAAAUUAACCAAUAACUGCUUGCUUUGGCUCAUACCUGUGACAAAUGUGCAAUAAUACUUUUUAAAUAGGUAUACCUUAGUUAAAGUCUCUGUUUCCUCUGCGAGUUUCUUUCUGUUUUAAAUGUUUAGUGAGUCUGGACUGGAUUUGAAAAAGUAUGUUGGCUUCUCUAAAUUUUCCCCUAAUUUUCUAUCAAAUAAUUUACAUCCUCACACAUAUUAAACGGAACAUCAGAUAAUGAGAAGAAUUUAAAUAGAAUAUUUAAAGACUGAGACACCGUAAAUAAUUACUUUUUCUGCAUUAAUAGUUUUUUUAAGCAGAGAAGAAAAUUCACUACUUUUUAGCAGAUAUUUUCUUGUAGUAUUCCCUGCUUUAGGUGUAGUGAGACAACAUGAUGGUACAGGCAAUGUAAAGAAACUAGAUAAUGGUAAAAUUAGUAAAGGUGUGUUGUAAUGUAUUGUAAAGUCUAUAUUUCCUGUAUUUAAGGCUUAUAGAUUUAGGUCAAACCCCUGAUUGCCAAGCUAUAUUGCAAGAUCACCUUGCUCUUUUUGUUUUUUUCUCAGUAUUACGACGUUGUAUUAUCAGCCAUGUUGUCAGAGCUUUGGUGAAGUACUAAAGCCAAGUGUAAUGUGGUGGCAGUGGGCUAAAUAAAUGUUUACAAGUGAUAUUGGUAAGUACUUCAAAGUGAAAUAAAACCUAGUGUUGUAUGCAAUCAUGUCAGUUGAACUACUGCAUAAUACUCAAGUAUGUAAUGUGUACAUGAAUGUAACCGUUGUCACAUGUUCACUAAGAAAUACUUGAAACCAAUGAAAAACACUCUUCCGGCUUCUUUCAAACGACCGCCUUUCCUAAAGAAAUAAGCAGACAGUGGUGUUCAUCUUGAAAAUGACAGACCAACGCUGCCCUCUAGAGGUAAAAACACUGCAGGCUGAGAUCACGGCAAAAAGUGGAUGUUAGAAAAUGUGUUUUUAUUAAUUUUUUUUAAAAAAGUCACAAUGGGGAACCUUGUACUAGCCAGCUUUUAUGCAGUUACUAAUGAUACAGAUUUGGAUGGCAGCGUUCAGAAUAAGUCUAACGUGUUGAAACACUGGGGGUGUUGUAAAAAAUUUUAUUUCACAUUAUUUUCAGAUGCAGUUUUACAUCUAUCUGUUAAUUCUUCCACUCAUCUGUCAGUCCAUCCUUACUCAGGUACAACGUCUCCUAUCCAUUUCAGGUAGGGCGGGUUGCCCUGGUCAAUAGGCAGGCUGAUGACUUCAGCCACCUCGUAAGGAUGGUUAGAGCUAGAGAGGACAAUAGCAGUUAUGAGUCAACCCAGUACAGACUCAACUCAGACUCCUCGACUGCAUUAAUGACAGCCAGAAAGGGGUUCAGUAUAAUGUCAUUAAGUUGAAGUAAGGUUUAUUUUGGCCUGAGAUUAAAAUGAAACUUACCGGACAUACUCGGCAAGAGCAGGCACCUUGGAACUUCUUGUUUUGAUCAUCUAGAUGAGGAGAGAAUUCAUCAGACACUUGAUGAUUCACAUUCUGAGUUUAGGAUAAUAAUGCUCAUGGUUUUUGACAGGUCUGAUCCUCAAAGUCUGUCUCGACCCCCUUCUGCUCAAUCACCUUUCCAAGCGAUGCACACGAUGGACGAGCAAGCAUUGGCCACAGUUCAAAACAGUGUGAGUGAAGGAUGUAAGACACCACGAUUACAUAAUCUGUCACUGUGACCUCCUUGAAUCCCAGCAGACAUAUCAUGUCGUCAGUCUGAUCUGGAGAUCUGUCGUCAGUGGCUAUAAAAUUUAACAACUGAAGUGGACAAAACAUAUAAGGAGAUUUGAAACUAAGCAGUAUCUUGACUAUCUUCUCUGAAAUCAAAGCAUUUAAGGUUUUCAAACUCAAAUAAUGAACCUUGACAUCACUGAUGUACCACUGUGGAACGCUACAGAUCACAAAGAGCAGCACUGCCAUUAAUUUCUGUCUCUUCAGGCACUUUUAAUAAUCAAUUGCAAGUUUAGGGACAGUCAGUGAGUACAAGUCAUUUGCUGAGUUCCAAACUUAUUCCAUUUCACAGUUAUUGAGGUCACUGUGCUCUUGAAACAGUCAAAGCUUUAGAAACAGCUGCAUAUCAAUGCACAGGUGCAUGCUUGGCUGAGAUGUCAUUCCAAAAGUAAACAGAGAAUUCCUUGGACUUCAUGGCUUUGUUUUUGUCCUCACUGGUGUGUGCCUUUCUUUUUCCAAUCAGUUUACCAAAUGUGGAGUCUAUUCACAUCUCAAGGAUUAUGAAUUUGACCACAAUGUGAACUGUAACAGCAAAGGGUCUGAACACCUUGUAUAUGACAGACUUCAGUUUUUGAUUUGUAAGAAAUGUGCAAAAAAGUUUCAUUAUAGACUACAAUUGUUGGAAAAAAAAUCCGGUUUUAUUCAUUUAAAAUUGAAUUAAUAAAAAAUCCUGGAGCACCUG
Messenger RNA from Amphiprion ocellaris (clown anemonefish), 5553 nucleotides. RefSeq names its product somatostatin receptor type 5 (gene sst3b). The transcript is spliced from 3 exons. Gene Ontology annotation, molecular function: neuropeptide binding; somatostatin receptor activity. The record is from RefSeq and is a predicted model, not a curated record. Gene Ontology annotation, cellular component: neuron projection; membrane. Bases 215 to 1615 code for a protein of 466 amino acids. NCBI's taxonomy places the organism in Eukaryota, Metazoa, Chordata, Actinopteri, Pomacentridae. Gene Ontology annotation, biological process: neuropeptide signaling pathway.